Messenger RNA from Polychytrium aggregatum, 870 nucleotides. RefSeq lists its product as uncharacterized. Lineage: Eukaryota; Fungi; Chytridiomycota; Chytridiomycetes; Polychytriales. The transcript is spliced from 2 exons. The record is from RefSeq and is a predicted model, not a curated record. The annotation marks the transcript as partial.
ACCAACGUACAUCAUCACAUCCACAGCCACCAUCAACGUACAUCAUCGGCAUCAACGCACAUCAUCACAUCCGCAUCUGCAUCUGCAUCCGCAGGGAUAGGAUCGACCCCCCCCCACCAACACUGUCCCAAUCGCAGCCCGCUCAGCCCCGCCCGGCCUGCUCCCGCCCUCGGUCGCCGCCGCAAUUGCCCCCAGGGACCAUCCAGGGCCCAGGGAACAUCUGCCCGUCGUCGGCGCUCCUCUGCCCUUCCUUUCCUCCCCGCUUUCCACUCACCAAGAUCCCUUAGGCACCCUCGGCUUGCCCGUCGCUCGUUCCCACAGUCCGUCCCCCAUUCCUGUGCACCCCCAGCAGCAGCCAUGAAGAUUGCGCUCGUCUCCCUGCUCGUGGGCAUCUCGCUCCUGGCCGUCCCGGCCCUGGCAAACAGCCCUUCGCCUCGUCCUCGCGACUACACCACCACUCCCAUCCAGACGACUUCGUCGCCCAGCAAGCCCUCAGUCGCCCCAAAGAUCGCCCACAGCCGCUCGUUCAUGACCGCCACGCCAACAUCCGCAACACCCGGCGGCCAUCCCGUCCCGCAUCCAUCGUCUCCGCGGUAUUCCACCACAGCAACCAAGACGCGUAUCUACCCGACCCCAGAGCCAAAGGACCUAUAAUUGAGGAGACGAGCAGCCCAUCCACCCACUUUAUGCUCAGCAUUGUUGUUGUAGGUGCGCUGUUGCGUCUGGAAGCGUGACAGUCUGAGAAAGUCGAAUGACGUGCUCGGGAUCCAGCAGAGCCCGUCGGCUGCGCUUGGCGAAAGAGGUUUUCUCUGACAUCCGUCUCUCGGAGACAGUCAAUGUCUUGGCACAAUAUAGAAUAAUCGCUGGCCC